AUGGUGAAGAUAACACGUAAAAGAGAUUUACAUCCUGGUGCAAGUGAGCCAAGGAGUGACAAUGGAAGAAGAUUGGGUGCGUCCGGAGAAUCAUCAUGCGACCGCGUAAACACGGGAGACUCAACUACUGCUUCUCCACCAACAGCAUCUGAUUCAACCAACGCUCAUCCCCCCGACACUCCUUACGCAGUAUCAUCUCGGAUCGCCAGACAGCUUCGGCUAUCAAUACGUAGACAGACUAAAACAGCUAGGUUGACUGCGCCUGCGUCCACAUCUGGUACAAAAAUCCGCAAGCCAUGUGACAAAUGGGAUAUAGUCUCAUGUCCAUCGUGUAAAGCAUUACUAUGGAAUGCAGAAGCAACUGGUGUCCAGCCGAACAGAGAUGCCAAACAGUUUAGUCUAUGUUGCCAGAGAGGUAGAGUGAGGCUUCCACCUGUCCGAGAACCACCCUCUCCAUUGCUAGAGAUCCUAGAGACGCCUAAAUUCAGAUCUCACAUCAGAGUUGCAAACAGUUUGCUCGCUUUCACAUCCAUGGGUGCACAGAUUGAUCAUAGCGUUACUGGGACCCCUGGACCUUUUACAUUUCGGGUUCAUGGCCAAAUCAUUCAUAGAAUUGGUUCUAUGCUACCUGACGAUGGUAACGAUCCAGAGUAUUUGCAGCUUUAUAUUUUCGACACUGAUAAUGAGCUGGAAAACCGAAAGAGGUCUUUUACAAAAGGCUCAUCUCAGCUGGCCGUGGAUGAUACUGUUAUCCUCCAGUUGAUUGAGAUGCUAGAUAUUAAUAAUCACCUAGCCAAAACCUUCAGGCAUGCGCGCGACCGUUUUCGAACAACCGGGAAAAUUGAAUUCAGCAUCACAUUGGUCAGCCAACCAAGCAGAGGUCGUCAAUAUGAUCUUCCUACGGCGAGUGAGAUCGGUGGACUAAUAAUUGGUGAUUUGUCUGCAACCUCAGUAGGAAGAGAUAUUGUGGUUGAGCUCAAAUCAUCUGCACUGCAAAGAAUAGGUGAUCUACACCCAUUACUGAUGAGCCUUCAGUAUCCAUUAUUGUUUCCUUACGGAGAAACAGGUUACCAUGAGCGAUUGCCAUAUGAGGGGCCUGAAGCAUCCACUGUGAGAAGAACAUACAUGACGAUGCGAGAGUUCUAUGCUUACCAGCUACAAACUAGGCCAUCGGAAGGAAUGACAAUCAUUAAAGGUAGAAGAUUGCUGCACCAGUACAUUGUUGACGCCUAUGUAGCUGUAGAGACGGAGCGACUGCGAUUUUUGAGUCUAAAUCAGAAAAAACUCCGAGCAGACCUGUAUAACAACGUAUGUGACGCCGUUGAAACUGGCGAUGCGGAUGCUACUCAAGUUGGUAAGAAGAUCAUCCUCCCUUCGUCCUUCACUGCUGGACCCCGGUACAUGUCUGAAAAGUACCAGGACGCAAUGGCUAUAUGCCGUUGGUAUGGGAAUCCUCAUCUCUUUAUCACUGUCACUGCUAAUCCUAAUUGGGUGGAACUCAGUAACCAUCUGGAUGCAUAUGGAGGUGAUUCUGCUAAUAGCCGACCUGACCUAGAAUGUCGGAUCUUCAAAAUCAAGCUUGAUGAGAUGAUGGCAGAUUUCAAAAAGGGAGAGUUCUUCCCUACGCUGGACGCAGCUGUCUACACCAUUGAGUUUCAGAAACGAGGUCUGCCCCAUGCCCAUAUUUUACUAUGGUUGAAAGGUAUAAAGAAGGAAGUAACAGCUUCGGUUAUUGAUGAAUACAUCUCAGCUGAGUUUCCCGAUAAAGAAGUUGAUAGAGAGGGGUUUGAGCUGGUUGAGCGGCAUAUGAUGCAUGGUCCGUGUGGUAAAAUGCGCCCCAACUCACCAUGUAUGGAGAAAGGAGAGUGUACUAAGAAUUUUCCUAAACCUUCUUCAGAUCAGACAAGAAUAGACAAAUCUGGAUUUGUUGUUUAUAGAAAGAGAGCUGGUACUGGAGAUUUUGUAGUCAAGGGAGAGAUCGAGCUGGAUAAUCGUUUUGUUGUGCCUCAUAAUCUUGGUCUUUUGAAAAAAUAUCAAGCCCACAUCAACGUUGAAUGGUGUUGCAGAACCAGCGCAAUCAAAUAUCUUUUCAAAUACAUAACGAAAGGCGUUGAUAGAGCAACUGUCCUUAUACAUAGGAAUGAGCCAGACACGAGUAAUGAGAUCAACAAUUUCCUGGAGUGCCGGUAUAUAUCAGCUUGCGAAGGUUCAUGGAGAUUGUUUGCUUUUCCUAUACACUAUAACCAGCCCAAUGUUGUGAAGCUCCCCGUACAUCUACCAGGUGACCAUGUGAUGGUAUUUGACGAAUCUGCUGACUUAUCAAAGGUGGUAUACCGAGAAAAUAUUGAUAGGUCAAUGUUAACAGCGUUCUUUGAGGCAUGCGACACGUAUGAGGAAGCUAUGGAGCUGACCUACGUUGAAUUCCCUUCGAGGUUUGUCUACCAUUCAAACGAUAGGAUAUGGACGCCAAGACUGCAAGGGGAAGCUAUAGGGAGGGUCGUGUAUGUCAGCCCAGCGUCUGGUGAUAGAUACUUCUUAAGGAUGUUGCUGAAUGUUGUUAGAGGUCCUAGAGGCUAUGACGUGUUAUACACGGUAGGGGAUGUGGUAUAUAAGAAAUUCAAAGAAGCGUGUUAUGCACGAGGACUACUUGAUGAUGAUAAAGAGUGGCAUGAGGCAAUAGAGGAGCCAUCUUCAUGGGCAACCGGACGGCAGCUGAGAAGACUGUUUGUGCUUAUCUUGGUUUAUUGUCAAGUCGUAGACCCACUCAAGCUUUGGGAGCAUACUUGGAUGUUUUUGGCAGAGGACAUACUGUACAUGAAACAAAAGGAGUUUCGAUUUCCAGGUCUCGACUUACAAGAUGAGCAGUUAAAGCAGUAUACACUGCUCGAGGUUGACAAACACUUAAAAGAGCAUAACCAGUCACUAGCAGACUAUGAUGAGUUGCCUCAGCCAGAUACUUCAAUACUAUCAGAGAUAAACAGCCAAGUUUUGCGGCAGGAACUGAUGUAUAAAUUCGAAAAGGAGAAGGAGACGCAUAGAGUAUUGUUCUCGGCGAUGAAUACGGAUCAGGAGAAAGUAUAUGCUGCUGUUCUGAAGUCAGUUGACGAGCAGUCGGGCCAGUUAAUUUUUGUCUCAGGUGCAGGAGGCACAGGAAAGACAUACCUAUACAGAACUAUUAUAGCGAGGCUUAGGUCAGUUGGCAAAGUAGUUAUACCGGGGUCAAGUUUAGCUGCAUUGAUAUCUAAGGCAGACCUGAUAAUAUGGGAUGAAGCUCCGAUGGCACACCGACACGCUUUUGAAACCUUAGAUCGUUCCUUCAGAGAUUUGUUAUCGCAUGAGUCUCCAGAAGCUAGCACACAGCCCUUUGGUGGCAAGACGGUGCUUCUCGGCGGGGAUUUCCGGCAGAUUUUGCCAGUUAUUCCACACGGAAAAAGGCCAGACACCGUUCUCGCAUCCAUCAGCAAAUCAUAUCUAUGGAAAAUGGCCCGAGUAUUCACCUUAUCCAUCAACAUGCGGCUGCGGCAAGAAGACAAGGACUUCGCAAAAUGGAUUCUACAAGUCGGUGAUGGGGAAGCUGACGCCUUGGCGUCCAAUAAACCAAAACAUGAGGAAGGGAAUCAGAUUACUGUGGAUAAAAGGUUCUUGAUCUCUCGCUCAGAUACACCACACGAAGCUCUGGCGCAUGCUGCAUAUCCUAACUUCCUCCAAAACUACUGGGAUAAGGACUACCUAAAAGAGAGAGCCGUGCUGACACCUACCAAUAAUACCGUACAUUAUGUGAACGCUUAUCUCCUCUCCAAGAUCCCAUCACAGGCUAGAGAGUAUUUGAGUUCUGAAUCAGUGGAGUUCGAAGCUACGCCAGACGAUGAUUGGACCACCCACUACCCGCCAGAGUACCUCAAUUCACUAGAGUUUUCGGGCCUCCCAAACCACAGAUUGUGCCUCAAAAUUGGAACUCCAGUGAUGAUGAUGCACAAUCUUAACCAGGAUCAAGGUUUGUGUAAUGGUACAAGAAUGGUGGUUACUCGCCUAGGUAACAGGGUUGUUAAGGCUAGAAUCAUGACUGGGACAGAUUUGGAGAAGAAGUUUUGA
Brassica oleracea var. oleracea is the source of this 4092-nucleotide messenger RNA. RefSeq lists its product as uncharacterized. The record is from RefSeq and is a predicted model, not a curated record. Lineage: Eukaryota; Viridiplantae; Streptophyta; Magnoliopsida; Brassicales; Brassicaceae. Gene Ontology annotation, biological process: telomere maintenance; DNA repair. The transcript is spliced from 5 exons. Gene Ontology annotation, molecular function: DNA helicase activity. Bases 1 to 4092 code for a protein of 1363 amino acids.